This is a messenger RNA of Daphnia pulicaria, 1543 nucleotides long. RefSeq lists its product as uncharacterized. The record is from RefSeq and is a predicted model, not a curated record. Bases 120 to 1364 code for a protein of 414 amino acids. Lineage: Eukaryota; Metazoa; Arthropoda; Branchiopoda; Diplostraca; Daphniidae. The transcript has 10 exons.
GAUUGAGGCGCUCAUUCUUUUUGAAACUUUGUAAGAGUAACACACGUUCUUGACCCACGUUUUCUCAAGUUUUGAGAUCUUCACAAUCAAGAAGCUAUUAGUCAGAGACUCAGAGUGAAAUGCGCUUUAUCAUUGUAGACAACCGAAAAUUUCUACCCCGAGACUGUCGUCUCACUACUGUUCUUGGGAUCCUGAAGGAAACAGCCGUCUUGGGCCGAACAACUUCAUGGACUCAUUUUGGCAUGGCAAUUGUCGGAGAGAAUAUGUUUACAAAUGUACUGUCUUUGCAAGACAUGAAGCACCUUUCUCUUCCUGGAUUUAACAAAGCUUUUGACGACACCAUUAAAAUUAUUAACAACAAUAAUGCUGGGUUCGGGUCGAAUUUGAUAGAGAAAAAGCAAAAACUGUUGAGCAACAUCUGUUCUGCAUUGCAAAAUACAAUCAAACAGUUCAAAGAGCUAAAAGAAAAGAAGGAAAAAGAAUUGUUGAUAACCAUAAUAGCCGUUCAUUGGGAAGGAAAAGUUGAACAAGAAAUCGACGAAUUUUUUCAUUCCACUCGUGAUGCAUCCAAUGUUCAGAUUCAAGUCCUAGAGAUCGGCAACAAAAACUUCUUGAAGGAUUCUGUAGUGUCGGAAAAAGUUCGCGUUCAUUCGUUACCAAUUAAGGGACUCGAUAUUUCCAUGGAAGCUAUUUGUAAAAGUUGGGCAAAAAGGCGUCCUUUUGAUCUAAAAUUUAAUUUUCCUAACAACGGUCCCGAGGUGGUUGCGAAAGUCGAAGACUUGUUUGUUGAUUUACGCCCUUCUCAAACAGACCUUCCACAGAACCUGACCAUCACAGCAGUAACUUAUCCAAUGGAUUUGUGUCGGUCGUACGCAUAUGGCCGAUGCGUUUUGCUUUCUAGCGAUACGAACACGUCUGCUAACAGCUACCGCUGGGAAGCUCUGUGCAAACUAGCCAAGAACAAAGAAACCCUGUUAAUAGCCAAGGAAAUUAACACUUUCGCAACCUAUGCUCUUAUUCCUUGUGAUGAUUUACGAAUGCUAAUGCAGCCUAUAGCUUGCGUUGAAUUACUGCUACCGAAACCUGAACCGAACGCAACUGAAUUGAUAUCAGAAGACUUUGAACAGCUCACAAAGAAAAUUCAAUCUACUGAUGAAUAUGGCUUUGGACCAAAUGCAAAUAUCAUUGCACUUUUGAAAGGGGAAUGGAUGAAGAACUUCACUUCUCCUCAACAUGAACCAAAUUCCAAAAUCAAAGGGAAUCAGCAAACCAAGAAACCUAAAAACAAUUCGGCACAGAUGACAAACACUAAGACCCGUUCUUUUCACAAGCACCCAGCUUUAGGGAUGUACUCCAGUAAAUAAAAUAAAUAAACAGUUUUCAGGCCAAGAAGGAUGUUUAUUGACCUUGAAGUGACAAAUCAACUGCAAUUUACUUCAAUGGGAUGAAGCGAGAGCUGUGAGUGGCACCAAUACCUGGGCGACCGUGCUUGACAGGCUUGUAACAGAUGCUGAACUCGCCCAAAUGAUGUCCAAUCAUUUCA